Calidris pugnax (ruff) is the source of this 2242-nucleotide messenger RNA. RefSeq names its product SGT1 homolog, MIS12 kinetochore complex assembly cochaperone (gene SUGT1). Gene Ontology annotation, biological process: protein stabilization. The record is from RefSeq and is a predicted model, not a curated record. The transcript is spliced from 12 exons. Lineage: Eukaryota; Metazoa; Chordata; Aves; Charadriiformes; Scolopacidae. Gene Ontology annotation, molecular function: protein-folding chaperone binding. Bases 836 to 1795 code for a protein of 319 amino acids.
ACCAGAGGGUUAACAAGAAGACAGAACCGGCGGGUGGAUAAGCAUUUCCAUUUAACAUACUUGGAAGGGGAGAGGGUGUAAAUGGUUAGUUCUGCUUGAAUAGAGUAGGUGGCAAAAGCAUAAGAUGAUGCUGAGUUAUCUUUCCACAAAGAAAAUGGUGAAGCUGAAUCUUACAGUUCUUUGGGGUUUGUAGCUUGUAAAAGUUUUUCAGGAGAUAAAUGACAUGUAAAAAGAAUUUAGAAUAACCAAAUAUAUUUGGCAUAAUAAAACUAAUUUAAGAUCUUUAAAAAUAAAAAAAAAGUUUCUCAUAGUGGGGGAAAAAAACAACACCAAUAAAAAAAACCCUACACCAAAAGGCCUUUGGAAGUAUUAAAGAUUUUUAUCAGAAUGUGCAUUUAGGUUUUCUUCUGUAUUAACAUAGUUGCUUUGCUUUUCUAAUUUGUAUUUCAGUUCUUUGUACGUUCAACGCCUCAAAACAAUAUGUGACACAUUCUGUGGGCAUUAUUUAAUGCCCGAUACAGUAAUAUUGGUGUCACUUGGGUAGCUGUUUUUAAAACUACUGAAUUGAGUCGGCAGAUUGUGCUUGAUAAUCCCUGAACUGCUCAGUCCUGUAGUGCAACGUAGCGUUUUGCUGACUUAGAAGCCUGGAUCUGCAGGUGGUACACCAUGUUUGCGUGACUUUAGGUGUGGUCUUUUAGCUCAUGUACUUAAUAUUUCUAAUCUGGGACAUGAUACCCUCUCAAUGGUGCUGUGUAAUGCUUCCACACAUGAAGCAUGGCAUGGCAUUUCUGCGCUCUGUCCUCAGGAUAUUUGAGUCAUUUAAGCCCUGGAGAACAUGCUUCAGCUUUCUGCACCUGGAUCUGAUACAACUGAAAAGGAACUGACAACAGCUUUGGAGAAGAAUCCAGAUGAUGCCGAAUGUUACUGUCAACGAGCUUAUGCUCAUAUCCUUCUACAGAAAUAUGCUGAUGCAGUUGCAGAUGCAAAGAAGUCCCUACAACUCAACCCCAGUAAUGCUGUAGCUCUCCUUAGAAAAGGGUUAGGUGAAUAUCAUAUCAAAAACUACGCAUCUGCUUUAGAGUCUUUCAGAGAGGGACAGAGGUUGGACAAUGUAGAUGAUACCUUUACUGUUUGGAUUAAAAGAUGUGAAGAAACACUAAACGCAUCACAGACAGAAAUGAAUACACAGCAGCAACCUCUGCCACCAAAGAUCAAAUAUGACUGGUACCAAACAGAAUCUCAAGUCAUUGUGACAAUAAUGAUCAAGAACGCGCAGAAGGAUAACGUCAGUGUGCAGUUCUCAGAGAAAGAGAUGAAUGCAUCAGUGAGACUUCCAUCAGGUGAAGACUACAACUUAAAGCUUGUUCUUCUCCAUUCUAUAGUGCCAGAGCAAAGUACAUUUAAAGUGCUUUCAACAAAGAUUGAGAUAAAGAUGAAGAAGCCAGAGGCUGUAAGAUGGGAGAAGCUGGAGGGGCAGGGAGAUUCUCCUAAGUUAAAGCAAUUUACACCAGAUACCCAGCACUUAUAUCCAUCAUCCUCUCACUAUACGAGGAACUGGGACAAACUGGUAGUUGAAAUCAAAGAAGAGGAGAAGAAUGAGAAGUUAGAAGGAGAUGCUGCUUUAAAUAAACUCUUCCAGCAAAUUUAUUCAGAUGGUACAGAUGAAGUGAAACGUGCCAUGAACAAAUCGUUUAUGGAGUCUGGAGGCACAGUUCUGAGCACCAACUGGUCUGAUGUUGGUAAAAGGAAGGUUGAAGUAAAUCCUCCUGAUGACAUGGAAUGGAAAAAAUUCUAAUCCUGUUUUUAAUCUUUUACCAUCUCUGUGUUGCCAUAGUCAUGUACUGACCACUGUGUGUGGACAUAGCGUUCUUGGAUUCAAAGCACUGAAUGUUCCCUUGGAAACAGGAAUUGUCUUUGCAUUUUGCGUGCUUUAGGAAUUCCUUCAUCUGCAGAUGUUAAAGAUAUACUCAAGAGUUGGAACCCUGUUUUCAUCAUCUCUGUCUAAUUUUUGGAAAUUGAGUCAAUCACAGUCUAAAUUUUCUACCGCCUUUAUCAGCUCUGCUCUCUGGGGAUGGGAUGAUCUCUCAUGGGCUGGUCAGGAUUUAUUGCCUUACGCCCAAUAUUUCUGUUCAAUAACUUAUUAGAUCUUGGCAACUUUGGGUAAAAACACUUUUCAACAACAGUGUUAAAAUUGUUUGCUCUUUAACUCUGCUAAAUAAAAGUGUAAAUAUAACUUUUUCUA